This is a messenger RNA of Adineta steineri, 3559 nucleotides long. Lineage: Eukaryota; Metazoa; Rotifera; Eurotatoria; Adinetida; Adinetidae. The record is from the annotation of a GenBank genome assembly.
UUGAUUAACACCAAAAUAAAUUGUUAAUACCAAUAAAACAAUAAAUAUUGAUACAAUAAUACAUAGAAUAAUCCAAAAAAUUUUCUUCUUCAUAUGAUAAGUAUUUUUUGUUGAUAUACUCGUCAUUGUUGGAUCUGUUAUAGUCAGAUCAAAUGAUUCGGAUACCAUUUUGAAUUUUUAUAUAAAUAUAUGUGUAAUAGAAAGAGAAUAAAUAAAUAUAUAACACCUAGACUUUAUGUUAAAUUAAGUGUUUUUGUAAAGUAAAUAAUAGGAUAAUUUAUUGUAAUGACAUAGGUAAUAGAGAAAGACACUUCUAUGUCUUAUGGAUAGAUCAAAUGAUGAACACACAAAAGAUAAAAAGUUAAAGACUAAGAAAAAAGAAAAAGAGGUCACGCUUGUAAAACUAUUUGUUGUUGAUGUUCUAAAUAAAAAUCAAAAAGAACAUAUUAAAGAACGACUAUGAUGUUAAGAUAAAUAGAUAAGAGUACUCAACUAAAAUUUGAAAUGCGUUUUCGACAUUCACUUAUACAGAUAAUUCAAUUAUAGAAUGAAAAAAUGAUAAGGCUGUUGAUCUUUAAAAAUAUAUUAGAUGCUCACUAUCUAUAUUUUUUAAUGGAUUUCUUUUUUCUUGUUGUUGUAAAAAGAGUAUAGGGCUAGACAUGCGCGUCCUUUUUCUCAGAUCAAGUAAUCUUUUGAAAAAAAAGUCAAAAACAAUUGUUUGAUUUUGCAGUCCUCCCCGUCUUUUUUUUCUUCUUCUUCUUCUUCUUCUAUCUUUCUCUAAUCUCUAUAAGACAUUAAGUUGACAUUCAAACACAUAUCUAUAUAUAUCUAAAACAAACGAAAUACGAUCUAGAUAUAAUCAAAUUUUGAUGACUACUAUUAUUUAAAAACUUAAUGCUUGACAACCUAUUAAUUUGUUUUUUUGUUGCUCAUAUUAAAUGAUUUUUCUAUUAAAUUAUACUUUAUUAAACAUACUUGAAAUAGAUUAAGAUUUGUUAUUCGUCAGAAUUGAAGAGAAUAUAUAUUAUCAUCUUUGGAUAAGAAAGUUGAUUUGUGAUAUGUGUAUGUGUAGAUUUUAUUGAAUAGUAUAGAGAAACGCACGAUGACACAAUAAUGUGUAACUCAACACGAGAUAACAAUAUAUUCAUAUAAGAAGAGUCAAUCUAUCAUCACAAUAAGCAAUAGUAGUUGACAAGAAUGAUAGACAAGAAAAGAACAAGGCAAAAUACAUAUCUAUCAACAGAACGUGUUCCUUCGGGGUUUUUUUUCAUUGAAAAUUUUGACUUUUUUUUCCCGUGUUUGGGAAAAGAAAAAUUACUAAAGCUUAUUUUACUUUUCUUUCAAAGACUACGGAUCAAUCACGUUUGAAUUAUGAAGAACAAAAGCAGCAUAAAAUUUGUGUUCAGUUUUCAAAUGAAACGGAAUUAAUUGAAGAAACUUUUUUGAUUAAUAUUGAAGAUAUCAAUGAAUCACCUUAUAAUCUUCAAUGUUCUAAUCAUACAGGUUUUUGUACGGUGUUCGAUGAUGAUUUCAAUCAAACAUUUAAAUUUGAAAUAAAAACUAUUAAUCAUUAUGAAAAUGGAACAUAUUUCGAAAUUCUUUGUACUGAUAAUGGAGAACCACCUUUAUCGGUAUCAACAUGGAUAAAAGCUCUACCUGAUAAUAUGACACUAAUGUUUGUUCCUGUUCUUUCGUUGAUUAUACCAGUUAAUGAUAACAAUAAUACGAUAGACAAACAGACAAGAGAUAAUAUUGUCAUAUCAUAUUCAAAUGAUGGAGAUAAAACAGAACGACAACGACGACAAGCUAAUUCACCACCACAAAAUAUUUAUUUUAAUAUAGUUCAUUUAACUAUACCAGAAAAUGCACUAGAUUAUGAAAUAGCAAGUGUCUAUGUUACUGAUGAGGAUAAUGAUAAUUAUGUAUGUACAGUUCAUACGUAUGAUGCUCCAGAAGAUUCUCAACCAUUUGAUAUAGUCAAUGGAAUUUUACGAACUAGUUUAAUUGUGCAAGAUGGUCUUUAUAAUAUUAAUUAUGAAAAAAUACCUGUUUAUAAUAUAACAGUAACAUGUACGGAUCCAAUUCAUCAAUAUACGAUUCGUAAACAUUUUACUAUUGAUGUUAUUGACAUUAAUGAACCACCAAUUCAAUUAAUAUUAGUACCUGAUACAUUACCAGAAAAUUCUCCAAUGGAUUAUGUUAUUGGUCGUUUUUAUGCAAGUGAUCCAGAUUUACUAGUGGAUAAUCAAACAUUUGAAUAUUUGAUUGCUAUGAAUCCAAAUGGUAUGUUUAGCAUAGACAAUGAUCAAUUAAUUUUAAAACGUACUAAUGAUGUUGAAAUGUGUAUAAGUCAACCGGAUUUAUGUCCACAUGAUUAUGAACAGAUUACUUCAUUACUUAUUCGUAUAAAUAUUAAAGAUAAUGGUCAACCAUCUGUAUCGCAAAAAUUUUGGAUUCAAAUUCCAAUAACAGAUGAAAAUGAUCCACCAGUGAAUUUACAAUUAAACCAAAAUUUUAUUAGAGAAAAUUCACCAAUUGGUACAUUAAUUGGAUCAUUUUCAGUUGAAGAUCAAGAUUUAUAUCAAACACAUACAUAUACACUUGUUAAUCAAAGUCCAUUAUUAAACAAUGAAUUUCUUUUUGUCAUUGAAGAUAAUAAUUUACGUUUAUUACAAUCACCAGAUUAUGAACUAGAUUCAUUUUAUAUUAUCACUGUACAAUGUACAGAUAAUGGAACACCACCAGCGAGUAUAACAAGUGAUUUUCUCAUUGAAAUUAUUGAUGUUGAUGAACUUCCCGAUACUUAUAUAUUUAUUCCAAAUCCUGAUGGUAUUAUAUCAGAUGAUAUACUUAAUGAUUUAAUAAAUGGAAGACAAACACCACGAACUAUUUUUCUUCCACAAAGUACAUAUUCUCUUCCAUCACUUGGACAAAUUGUUUUUCUAAUGGAAGAUCGUGAUCGAGAUAUCGAUUUGACGGCAUUAAAUGAUGAUGAUAAUCCGAAUGAAUUAGGCUUUCAAAACCAACAUACUUUAACAAUCAAUGAUACAUUAACACUAUCGAUUGAUGUUGAAAAAAGUAAUAUAAGUGGUAUUGAAAUUGGUAAACUUCAAGCUAUUGAUUUAGCAGCUGGAGGAGAAAUUCUACAAAAUAUUGCACUUAAUUCAAAUAGUUAUUCAUUAUUUCCAUUUGAACUUGUUAAUUUAACUACUUUUAAAGUUCGUGAUGAUAUGGAUUUAUCGUUAUCUUCUUUACCAUCAAUAUUUAAUAUUAGUGUAUUAGUAACAACAGUUGGUGAAGAUAGUCGAAUUGUAGAGAAAUAUUUUAUUAUUAAUAUUAAAGAUAAAAGAAAUGUUUCUCUAAUAUUAUCGAAUAAUAAGAUUCAGGAAAAUUCUCCUGAAAAUACAUCAGUUGGAUAUUUUAUUUUACAGGAUGGUAUUGGAAAUUAUACUAUUAAUCUUAUUCAUGAUGCUAAUGGAUAUUUCAAAAUAAAUGAUAUAAAUUUAUUAACAGCUCAAAAAAUUGUUGAGAAUUGUCGUAUCAAUCAUACAUGUCAAUU